Messenger RNA from Hemiscyllium ocellatum (epaulette shark), 966 nucleotides. It is a transcript of the gene fndc4a, whose product is annotated as fibronectin type III domain containing 4a. The record is from RefSeq and is a predicted model, not a curated record. The transcript has 6 exons. The annotation marks the transcript as partial. Gene Ontology annotation, molecular function: protein binding. Lineage: Eukaryota; Metazoa; Chordata; Chondrichthyes; Orectolobiformes; Hemiscylliidae.
GUGGGUUGCGUGUGUUUUUCAGCGGAUAGACCACCUGCUCCUGUCAAUGUCACUGUCAGUCACCUGAAGGCCAACUCUGCCACUGUGUCCUGGGAUGUACCUGAAGGAGAUAUUAUCAUUGGUUAUGCCAUUUCACAAUUGAGGAAAGAUGGUCAGAUGCAAAGAUCUAUCCGUGAGGUGAAUACAACAAAUCGAGCUUGUGUGCUGUGGGAUUUGGAGGAAGACACAGAAUAUGUGAUUCAAGUUCAGUCAGUUGGUCUGAAUGGGGAAAGUCGGGCAAGCAAGCGUGUUCAGUUCAGAACUCUAAAGGAAACCGAUUGGGUGCCUUCAAAUAGCUCAAAUAAAGAUGACCCCACAGUCCAGGAAAUGAACUUGCCAUUGCAGACAGGAGAGAUGAUCAUUAUUGUGACUGUGCUGAUCAUGUGGGCAGCUGUUAUCGCUCUCUUCUGCAGACAGUAUGAUAUCAUUAAAGACAAUGACUCAAGCAAUAACAAGGAGAAGGCCAAGCCCUCAUCAGAGCACAGCACGCCAGAGCAUCCAACUGGUGGAUUACUGCGCAGUAAGUUCCAAAAUAACACACCAUCAAUUAACAUCAUUGAAGUUUGACUACUGCGGUACGGCUCUUCAGAUGGGACAAGAACGAACAGACGAAAGGAACAUUGUCUAAACCUGAUGAAUCCAUACUUUACACGAGUUCCAUUAACACCAGUUCUUUCUGCUUAAAAGCAUGUCAUAGCCAAGGUUUCCUUUCCUCAAAGGACCUGCAUGGAUAUUAAGGCCGUGCAUGAGGAAUUCCUUCUUCAGCAUAAAGGGCUUACAAAGGUGACCCGUGCAAAUGAUAUCCAGAGACAUGCAGUAUUGGCUAAGAUCUAUAUGAAGACUGCAAACAUCAGAGCACCCUACUCCAUAAAGAUCCCACUCUCAUUAAUUGGUUUACCAAUCUAAGACUUUUUGUCAAGAGUGCGG